AUGGACGCGUGUGAAUCGGCACAUCGCAAGGUGAAGGCGGGUAGCACGCGAGCAGGAAUGAGGGAAGCAACGAAAAAAGGCUGGCAGCAGUUGGACUGGAGCGAUUGUUCUGAUUACGGCGGCAAGUUAGUCUGCACGGGCGGCUACAAUACGGAUGACGGGAACCUUCAGUGCCAUUACUUUGCCACUCCGUGGGUAUACGAUCUUCCUACUGUCUGGGAGUUGAUUGUUCGUUACCUGAAGCCUACUCAGUGCUCGUACCAGUGUAACGACGAAGACGAGCACGAAAAGCUGCUGACUGUUCGCCGUGGAGUCGAGAUUGCGAGUUCGAUUCCCGGCGUUGACUUGGACAGUGCCAGUGCACAGGAAUUGUAUACACUCGGAAAGGCUGUUCCGCUACAUCUCGAGUACAAGGACACCGGUAAUAUGCGUGUAGCCUGCGACAGCUACAGUCCGCACCUGGUGACAUGCGAUGAGUCGACUUGUUGGAGUAAUGUCCAAACUCCGUCGGGCAAUGUCAUGAACUGGGGCUAUGUUACUGGCUUCCACGAUGGCCCGCCCCUGCCGCUGUGCUAUAGCGGGGCAAUACGCGAAGGCUACGAGAUAAAUGACUGGUUAUGCGAGUGUUAUGAAGUGGACAGCGGCUGGGAAGAAAAUGUUCAGCAAGCCUGGAAUGAGAUCGUCCAUGCCAGGCAGAUGUCUGACCAUUAA
Gregarina niphandrodes is the source of this 711-nucleotide messenger RNA. RefSeq lists its product as hypothetical. The record is from RefSeq and is a predicted model, not a curated record. Bases 1 to 711 code for a protein of 236 amino acids. The transcript has a single exon. Lineage: Eukaryota; Apicomplexa; Conoidasida; Eugregarinorida; Gregarinidae.